UCUUCUCUUAUCUUUAGCAGUGUACCUAGGCAGUUAUCAAUUUAAUUUCACAUUUUCGUAUGAGUUCUAUAUGAUUAUUCGACGUUUUCUAAUACGAUUUCUCUUCUCAAAAAUUAUUCGACCUGUCUAGACUCAUGAAAACGUUCCUGUUCACAUUUUGCCUCGUGGCAAUUUUCGGAUCCAGCUCAUGGAUUGGGACGAAUAGUGUUUGGAUGGAAUUGUCACUUUUGACAGCGAAACUUCCCGAAGGAUGGAACUUACCCAGUUAUUUAUCUGCUAUUGUUCAGAUCGCGUGCCUGGGUCCGCUAAUCUAUUCAAUAAUUCAUAAAGGAAUCAAAAUGACAAUACCUACAGUACCCCUGAUUUUCAUAUUUAUGGUGUUAGCAUGUAUUUGUCAAUUGGGUCUCUGCUUCUUCUGGGACGACACUGGAUACAUAUUUGGAGCCAUCCGAUCAUGGCCUCUUUACCUUCUUCUCUUCGGAUUAGCCAUCGUUGAUGCAAUCUCCAGUGUAUUAUUUCUCCCUUUUAUGGCACAAUUUCAUCCGUCAUUCUUGAAUGCAUAUUUUGUAGGAAUGGGCUUAAGUGCUCUAAUUCCAAGUCUACUAUCUCUCAUACAAGGAACUUCGAAUUACUGGUGUGAUGAUAACAAAACUCCACAUUAUUAUCCACCAAGAUUCUCAGUUUCCAUGUUCUUCCUUAUUAAUUUCUUCUUUACAUGCGCGGCAGUUGCAGCAUUCCUAGUGUUAUAUAAGAUCGGAGCUCAUAAGAAUUCAAGCCAAGUGGAGCCAGAACCGAAACAUUCAAUUCAAAUUAUACAAGGUGAUUCUACAACGGAUGUGAACGAAGUUAAUACGGAAAGCAGUUUUCAGGAAACAUCUAGUAUACCUGACAGCAGUAGUGCAACCGGUGCCCGACUUGCAUUUUUACUAUUAACUACUGCGUUGGUCAACGCACAAAUGAAUGGAAUUGUGACAAGUGUACAAAGUUAUGCAACACUUGUGUACUCACAGAACACCUACCACUAUGCGGUUACAUUAUCCAAUGUGAUAUCUCCACUGGCAUCGUAUCUACAAUUCUUUGUGAAAAUCCGAAGUCUACCAAUUCUAGCAUUUCUAACAUUAUGCUCUUCGCUAACAACUGCAGUAAUUAUCUAUUUAGCUGCACUAUCUCCAAAUUGGAUAUUUAAUUCUGAAACUGCGGGUACUAUUAUCUCAAUAGCAAGUUCCUUGAUAGCAGCUGGACUGCACUCAUAUCUUCGUGUCAUGUUUGCCGCAUUAUUACGGGAAGGAAAUCAGAAGGAGUCGAGGUUAUUCUGGUGUGGAGCGUUUAUACAGAUCGGAUCGUUCACUGGUUCUGCAAUAAUGUUUCCAUUGGUAAAUGUCUGGAAACUCUUCCACUCUGCACCAUCAUGUCGGUGACCUUGUUCAUUUUAUUCCUUUACUUCACAUUAGUCUCACUUUUUUUGUGAGAAUUUUGUGUUGUUCCUUUUGUAGUUUGAUGUCAAUUUGAUAGACAUGUAAAUUUGAACAAUAAAAGCAAUGGCAAAUUUGCCCUUAUAUUCCCUUUUUAGACAUACACCUUUUCAAAUGUAUACAAAUAAACCUAGGGUUUUUGAACAUAUUUUUGAUCCUAAUAAACUAUUUUUUUU
Molecule: messenger RNA, 1648 nt
Organism: Caenorhabditis elegans
Lineage: Eukaryota; Metazoa; Nematoda; Chromadorea; Rhabditida; Rhabditidae
Gene: rft-1
Product: Riboflavin transporter rft-1
Exons: 8
Coding region: 135-1418 (427 amino acids)
Biological process (GO): riboflavin transport
Cellular component (GO): plasma membrane
Molecular function (GO): riboflavin transmembrane transporter activity
Source: RefSeq, marked reviewed